Molecule: messenger RNA, 1041 nt
Organism: Aspergillus ibericus CBS 121593
Lineage: Eukaryota; Fungi; Ascomycota; Eurotiomycetes; Eurotiales; Aspergillaceae
Product: TauD/TfdA dioxygenase family protein
Exons: 5
Coding region: 1-1041 (346 amino acids)
Cellular component (GO): cytoplasm
Molecular function (GO): 2-oxoglutarate-dependent dioxygenase activity
Source: RefSeq, a predicted model, not a curated record
AUGCCCCAUCCCCGCAUCUACUCCACCGGCUCCCUCGACCCCUUCAACCCCAUCCUCGUCACCCCCGUCAUCGGCACCGAAUUCUCCAAAAACAGCUGCAACAUCGUCGACGACAUCCUCAACGCCCCCAAUGCCGAACAACGCAUCCGUGACCUCGCCCCGAACGCGGCGUCGUCUUCUUCCGCGCCCAAAAUAACCUCACAAACGAGCACCAAAAAUCCCCUCAUCCUCCAAAUGGGCCACCUGACCACCCGUCCCGCGGACCACGGAUUGCACAUUCACCCCGUUACCAACGACGCGCGGGAAUUCGGCGACCCAGAUCCCGAAAUCAGUACCAUCAACUCGGAAGGGAGGAAGAAACUCUACAAAGGGUCGGAGUAUACUCGUAUGGCGGCCGUUUGGCAUAGUGCUAUUGCAUUUGAGAAGGCGCCGGCGGAUUUUUCCAGUUUGAGGCUUGUGACGUUGCCGAUGACCGGGGGGGAUACCUUGUGGGCGUCGGGGUAUGAGGUUUAUGAUCGGAUUAGUAAACCGUAUCGCGGGUUUUUGGAGGGGUUGACGGUGACGCAUGUCGGGGAGGGGUUUCGGAGGAUGGCAAAGAGUGGGGGGUUUAGCAUGUUUACGGGGGAGAGGGGGGCGCCGGUGAAUGUGGGGGAGGAGUUGGAGGCGGUGCAUCCGGUAUCUUCUCCCUUGUGGUUUGGGUGUUUCAAAUGGGAUGGGGGAUGGAAGUCGAUUUUCCCAAUCGGUAUGUGCAUUCCCAAGAUCAAUGGACUGACUCGCCGAGAGAGCGCCAAUAUGCUGCAAUACUUUCAUGAUCUAAUCACAUACGGUCAUGACCUGCAGGUGCGGUUCAAACUGACUGGAGUAGCUAUCUGGGAUAAUCGCAGUGUGUUCCACACCGCUACGGGCGAUCACGAAGGGUUCGGCCCGAGAAGUGGUAAUCGCGCUGUCGGAGUGGGAGAGGUGCCCUAUUUUGACCCGGAGAGUAAAUCUAGACGGGAGGAUCUGGAAAUCGAGGAUACCUUGUCUCCGGCGCAUUGGUGA